Molecule: messenger RNA, 1932 nt
Organism: Brassica napus (rape)
Lineage: Eukaryota; Viridiplantae; Streptophyta; Magnoliopsida; Brassicales; Brassicaceae
Product: DNA cross-link repair protein SNM1
Exons: 9
Coding region: 185-1669 (494 amino acids)
Biological process (GO): interstrand cross-link repair; protection from non-homologous end joining at telomere; double-strand break repair via nonhomologous end joining
Molecular function (GO): 5'-3' DNA exonuclease activity; damaged DNA binding
Source: RefSeq, a predicted model, not a curated record
GACCAAAACACAAUGGCGUCGAGGAGAAGGGAGGAUAAAAAUUGGAUCUUUUUCUCUCAAAUGGAAAGUUCUAAUGUUAAAUAAAAAAGAUUUGAAUUUUCGUAAGGAAAGGUCCCAAUCGCCGAGAAAACUCCCAACGACGGUGACGGGUUAAAGGAGGAAGAAGACGACGACGACGAGGACGAUGAGGAUGAGAUUCGAUUCAAAUGUUGAUGAUUGGGCCCCCCCUCCCCCCUUUGUAAACAUAAGAAAAAUGGAUGCUUUUGUUGAAGACGACGACAACGGUCUUGGAGAAGAAGAAGGGUUUAGUUUCUAUGACGAUGAUGUUGUUGAAGACGGUUUUGCUUCUGAUUUCUACAAGGCAGGUUCUGAUUGGUCGUGUUUGUUGGAAGGAGACGAAGAGACAGACAAGGUUACUCCCGAGAGUAAGAAGAUGAAACAAUCCAACUUGUUUGAGGUUUGGGGUUUACAGAAGUUUACUCCUCCUGAGAGUAAUAAGAAGAAGACAACGAAACAAACUGACUUGUUUCAGGUUUGGGGUUUGCAAAAGCCUUCUCCUUCCACUUCAUCUUCGUCCAAAAAGACGAGUACUGCUUCAGGAAAGAGGGUUAGAGAGUCUCCAUGGGCCAAUGACACGCCUCGGCAAUGCCCUUUUUACAAGAAACUUCCAGGAACACCGUUUACUGUUGAUGCCUUUCGCUAUGGUUGUGUUCAAGGCUGUUCUGCUUACUUCCUCACUCACUUUCACGCUGAUCAUUACAUUGGUCUCACUAAAGCUUGGUCUCACGGUCCCAUUUACUGCUCCUCUCUCACUAGUCGUCUUCUCAGACUUAGUCUCUCUGUUAACCCCUCGUUUAUCCAUCCGUUGGAGCUAGAUGUGGAGUACACUAUUAACGGGGUCAAGGUCACUUUAAUUGAAGCUAAUCAUUGCCCUGGUGCUGCCCUCAUUCACUUUCGUCUCUUGGAUGGAACAUGUUAUCUGCAUACUGGAGAUUUCAGGGCUUCUAAACAGAUGCAAACUCAUCCUCUCCUCUUUAACCGGCGAGUUCAUGUCCUGUAUUUGGAUACAACCUAUUGCAAUCCCAGAUACAAAUUCCCUUCUAAAGAAGAUGUGUUAAGUUAUGUUGUGAGAAUCACAAAGGAGUUCCUGAGGAAGCAACCGAGGACUCUGAUUGUGGUUGGUUCUUAUAGCAUUGGAAAAGAAUGUGUUUAUCUAGCUAUUGCCAAAGCACUUGGGGUUAAGGUAUUUGCAAACGCUUCAAGAAGACGGAUACUGCAAUCUCUUGGAUGGGAUGAUAUUUCAAAUAGUCUUUGUACAGAUGGGAAAGCCACAUGUCUUCAUGUUUUGCCUAUGUCAGCAUUGAAAUUUGAAAGACUUGAUGAACACUUGAAGCUUUACAGAGAACAGUAUGGAGCAGUUUUGGCAUUUAGGCCCACAGGUUGGACAUACUCCGAGAAGGUAGGUGAACACCUUGAUAUGAUAAGGCCAACUUCUAGGGGGAAAGUUACUAUAUAUGGGGUUCCAUAUAGUGAGCAUUCAAGCUUCACAGAACUUCGUGAGUUUGUUCAAUUUUUGAGGCCAGAUAAGAUUAUUCCUACGGUGAAUAUCUCUAAUGCUGAGAGCCGCGAGAAAAUGCAGUCAUGUUUUAGAGAAUGGCUCAGACGCUGAGAAUCAACUCUUGGUUGAUGGAUAAUUGCUUCCUGUUGGUAAGAACACUAAUAAGUUUGGAGGUUCCAGCUGUAAUACUUAUUUUUUAAUUUCCAGUUUCUGAAUCCCAAUGUGUUUCUCACUAAAGCUAGUAGGGAAGGAUGCUUGAUGCUUCUGUAACAUCCUGGAUAUUGCAUCUGUAGAAUUGAAGUACUUUCUUGAUUAUUCUAUUGUUGUAAUCAUGUAUAUCUUCAACUGGCUAAUUCUUUUAGUUAUGAUCUCAA